Tilletiaria anomala UBC 951 is the source of this 3780-nucleotide messenger RNA. RefSeq names its product WD40 repeat-like protein. Gene Ontology annotation, molecular function: protein binding. The transcript has 2 exons. NCBI's taxonomy places the organism in Eukaryota, Fungi, Basidiomycota, Exobasidiomycetes, Georgefischeriales, Tilletiariaceae. The record is from RefSeq and is a predicted model, not a curated record. The coding region runs from base 220 to 3621 and encodes 1133 amino acids.
UGGCACUCAACUGCAAUACCACACGCAAACACAAACGCAAACACGGACGCAAACCCGUUCCCCAAUCCCUCCUUCCCCCCCUCCCCGGCUAUUGAUCCCUCUCUGCCCCAGCUGGUUGCCUGGCCUGCUGCACUGCCGAUGGGGACACCACGCUCACGCCCACACAGCUCGGACGGCAGCUGGUGCUCAUGAGCACCAGCCAGCCUGCCGUCUGCCAAAAUGGCGCCAGAGACGGCCGCGCCGCCACCAGAAAGGCCUCAUGAACCCGCUGCUGCUACUACGUCUCGUAUCGGCGAUCUGCAGCAGCAGCAUCAACUGUACCGUCAUCAACCCGCUCUCCACACCCAGCACUCGGUAGAAGCAGAUUGGCAGCAAGGAAACGCAAGCAGCAGAGAAGACCAAGACUGCAACUCGCAGUCAUUCAACCCCUCGUCAACACCAGAGACACUCAGCCUGCUGCUCCCACCACGCCCAUCCGCGCCACUCCUGCGCAGCCUCUUCUCCGCCAGCUCGUCUGCAGCAGCCGGCAUCGCGCAACCGUGUCCCGCCCCCACCGUAGCGGGCAAGAGCAGGCAGGACGCGCUGUCUUGGGACGAAUCCUUCCUCCAAGGCCGAGGUGAGGCAAGCAGAAACGCAGGCGUAACUGUAAAACAGAUGGCCACGACCGCUGUGGCGGCUUGUGCAACGACUCAGCAGGAACAGCCUCUCAGUUGUGCCACUGGGCAUUCGCACCCGAUGGUCGCGCAGCUCACAGCCGCAACUGCACCCAUCGCCGUCGGUGCUGGGGCUGGGGCUGCACCUCCCAGCAAUGUGCAGCAGCCUUCCUCCUCCAGCUCCUUCCAGGCAUCGAUUCAGCGAUAUAGCGACUACUUCCCGCCCACCACGGCGACUGCCGCCGGUAACGCGGCCGCGGUCCUGCCUUCCCAACCAUUCCAAUCCGCCCCCGGGGUCGGAGCAGCGCUCGAACCAGACGCAGGAGCAGGGAUAUUUCUUGCACCAGCAACAGCAACAACCUCAGCGGGGACGACACCGCUCGUACCGUCACCGAGCCGCAAGCUCUGCGUGCGGCACCAGCGCAUGGCGGACGAAGGGACCACCGCCAAGCUGCAAAAGUCGAUCGAAUCGCUCCCGCUCGCGGACCAGCGCGCGGUCAACUCGGUCUGGUCGAUCUUCAGCAGCUCGUCGAACGCGCGCCGCGCACUGAUUCUGCAGGGUAUCCUGACCAUGUGCUGCUUCUCGCAGCUCUCACUGCUCUCAUCGGAACUUGCGCUGGCGAUCCGCAUUGACCCGUUCAGCCUGUUCCCGCGCGAGGUCGCGCUCAAGGUCCUCAGCUUUACCGACGCCAUCACCCUCGGCCGCGCCGCGCAGGUCAGCCGCGCUUGGCGCGAACUUGCGGAUGACGAUCUGCUGUGGCGCAAUAUGUGCGAGCAGCAUAUUGAGCGCAAGUGUGAAAAGUGCGGCUGGGGCCUCCCCCUGCUCAACGACAAGAAGCGCAGGCGCAAGAUCAAGACAUCCGCUGCAGCGUACCCGCCUCAGCAGCAACAGCACCAACAACAACAGCAUGCGCAAGCGCAGAGUAACACAGCUCCCUCGACCUCUUCACUCGCUGCAGCGCAACAGUCGCAGACCACCAGCGAUAGCGACGGCACCGGCGCCAGCGCCAGCACUACCACUACCACCAGUAGCAAUGGCAAUCUCAAGCGCAAUAUCACAGCAGCUGCGAAUGCGGCGGCCCUCGAGAAGCGUCACGGUGCUGCUUCGCGGCCGCCCUCGCCUGUUGCGUCGAGCAGCGGCACGCAAGCUUCGAAAAGCGAACGAGCCGCAAAGCGGCACUGCACGGGAUCCGCACGCGCAAGCUCAGGCACCAGCAGCAGCGGCAGCGAUGAUCCAAACGUCGCAACCGCGCUCAUCUCGCCCGUGACCACCGGCGCGCAGGUGCAGCCGCUGACGCGGCCAUGGAAGUCGGUGUACUGCGAGCGCCUGAUGAUCGAGCGCAAUUGGCGCGCCGGGCGUUACACCGUGCGCACACUGCAAGGGCACACCGAUGGCAUCAUGUGUUUGCAGUUCAGCGAGGCGCUCACGCACCCCGCAUUUCCCAUCCUCAUUACUGGCAGUUACGACCGCACGGCGCGCGUUUGGAACCUCGAGACAGGCAAGGAACUGCGCGUGCUUAAGGGCCACACGCGCGGCGUGCGCUGCCUCCAGUUCGACGAGGCCAAGCUUAUUACUGGCAGCAUGGACCGCACGCUCAAGAUCUGGGACUGGCGCUCCGGCCAGCUCAUCCGCACGCUCGAGGGGCACACCGCCGGUAUCGUCUGCCUGCACUACAACGACCAGAUCCUCGCGAGCGGCAGCCAGGACAGCAACAUUAAGGUCUGGAACUUCAAGACUGGCACAUGCUUCACGCUGAAAGGGCACGAGGACUGGAUCAAUGCUGUACAGCUGUGGUCCGGGCCGAAGAAAGCCAUCGCAAACAGCAGCGCCACCAGCAGCAAUGGCAGCGCCAGCGAGCCCAUCGCAGACAGCAACGCCAACGCGGAGGACACGCCGCCCACUUUUCUCUUCUCCGCCUCGGACGACUGCACGAUCCGUCUGUGGGACCUGCAGCACAAAGAGUGUCUGAUGACGUACGAAGGACACGUCGGACAGGUACAGAGCAUCAAGCUCGUCAUGCUCGAUGAGGACGCCGUGCUCAAGCUGAGCCGUGGCGCCGCUAGUGGUCCCGUGGCGGGCAAGCCCGACGCUGAUCGGCGCGGUCGCGAGGCUCGAGGCCGCGGGAGCGACGGCGAAGACGGAGACGCGCGCGGGCGCGGCCCUUCUCCCUUGAGCAUGCAGAAUGGAGACACGAGUGCGCACUGCGGAUACAACCCUCCGAAUGUACCUGGCGGGCGGGCGCCGAACACGAACCAGCCGGACCUACCGGAACUGUUCUACAGCGCAGCAGCCGCUGUUGCUUCCACCUCAGCACGCUCAGCAGCAGCAGGCACGAGAAGUGCGCCCUUCGCAGAGCAGCACCGUAGGCCUUCCCUCGACCCUUCCGCGUCGGAGCGUGGCAUACCGCCGCAACUGCUCAAGCUGCAAGAUCGCCUCAGCGCCGCUGGGCUCGUCCCGCUGCUCCCUUUCGACGCCGAGAUGAGCGACAUUGACGGUGGCCUAUCUGAGUUUGAGAGCGGCGCCAGCAACGACGCACGCCUCGGCCGGGCAUCGAACGCGCCGCACAUCCGCAACCAGCACGACCAACCCGCGCUCGCGGGUAGCAAGAAGCGCUCAGACUCCAAGUCGCCCGCGCGCCAACGCACCUGCUCGCGCCCGCGUCCGGUCCUGCUGUCCGGCUCACUGGACAACACGCUCAAGAUCUUCGAUGUUCGCACAGGCCGCUGCAUCCGCUCGCUCUUUGGGCACAUCGAGGGCAUCUGGGGCGUCGACGUGGAUAAGCUGCGCAUCGUCAGCGCCAGCCACGACCGCACGAUCAAAAUCUGGGACCGCGACUCGGCUCACUGCACCAGCACGCUCGUCGGUCAUCGCGCCGCCGUUACCUGUAUCGCGCUCGGCGACGACAAGAUCGUCAGCGGCAGCGAUGAUGCCGAAAUCAAGAUUUGGUCCUUUGGGCAAGAUCCGUAGUUAUUUAUCGCAGCGCACGCUCCCUCUGCUUUUGGAUUUCUCAGCACAGAUGCACUGCUUCCUUGCAUUUUGAUACACUCCUAGUACAUCACUUGCGCUCCUGGCGCCACUUUGUCAACAGACUCUUGUAAUGCUCAAAUCUAUCUGCCAGUUGUUGAA